UGCUCAGUAAACAUUUUGUUUUCCCCUGUGUAGACUAUAUUUGGGCUUUAAUGGCACAAUAUUAAUGAAUUACACAAAAGAAAAUUAUGACACAUGAAGAUAGAAAAAUACAAACAUUAAGUAUGCUGUAAAGUGCUAAAAGAUGUACUGCUAAUAAACCAUCAUGAAUUUAUUUUUGCACAAACAACAUAAUUUGGAUAAAAGCUAAGAUAAAUAUAGACAUCACUGUUUAUGUUUCUGCAAAAAAAAAACAGAUAUUUAUUGGUAAUUUGCUUUUUGUAUUUUAAGAUUUAUGUGAUAAAUUGCCUAGUUGUUUAUCUUUUAGCAGUGCUUAGAUCAUUUUUUUACUCUUAUUAACGUGUGCAAUGUGUCUCGUGAAGUUUCCAGAAAAUAAAGCAAACUCCACCCUGUAGGAGGCGCUGUGUUAAAAACACUUGGGUCCUAACAGCAGCAGAAAAAUAGCAAAACAAAAAAAAAUAAAAUAAUAAAAAAUAUAUUAAAGAAAUAAAAUAAAUAAUAAGUAGAGUUGAAUUAUUUGCGUACUUUAAAACCUUUUCUACUUUAUAAAUUUACUGUCGUCUUUUUUUGUCUUUGUUUUUCUGGCUUCCUCAUACUUUAGUUACGUUCCUACGGCAACCCCACAAAGCUUCCUCCGAGAGGAUCAUGGGAAAAAAAUCUGAAAAACCGAGCGGAGGGAGUUUCGAACUAUUUUGUGAUUAUCUACAGAAAAAUAGCAUUUUGGGUCUAUACAUUACCACUAUCGCAACGGACGGGUUUGCAUGAAGCUUCUAUUCCUGAAUGCACUCUGGGAGAGAACUACUUCGAUCUGAGAGAACAACCUUUGAACGAUGGAGCUGAAACUGGAGGUUCUUCUGUCAUCAAGCAUUAAACGAAAGAAACCAUGGCCACGAUUCUGCUGGCUUGGGCAGCACCGAAACUUCAUCCUUUGCUCAACAGUGUGGUGACAAUGGCAUCCUCUUCAAACGGAUUGUGGCUUUGCGGGCUUCUUGUGUCAGGAGAAUUGUUUCUGUGGAACAGAGAUAAGGAUUUGUUGAAGACUGCCACAGCGGUCCCUGAAGUAGUUCAGAUAAUCACUUCAUCUCAAGGCACAUCGACAAAGCUUUCUCUCCAAGUUUCAUGUGACGGGAUGCGUGUCCUCCUGUCAGCCACGAGUGGCAAAGUGUUUCUGUGGGAGUGUGUGGAUUCCAGGGUUUUGGCAUUCCUGCGGGACGGCCCCGUUAAAGGACACUGGGUGCUCAUACAGCCUCUUGCAGAAACCAUCUUGCCUUCUCAUGGAGAUAAAGAAGCAUCUCAGAUUGCCAUCUUUGUCAAAACUGAGGUUAUAGGUGAUGCUUGUUUAUCAGCGUUUGUUUUCACAUCUGGAGAGAACCUCAUCACUACUAUGCUUAAAAUUCAGUGGAAAGAAGGUCAAUCCGUGGGCUUUGUUCGUUACAGUGUACAUUGGGUCACCAAGAAGUACCCUAUGCCCCGUCUAACCCCUCCAUGUCAGCCAGUGAAAUCCAGAGGGGCUUUAGUUCCUUCCUUCUCCCCAGAUGGCCUGCUUUUAGCCAUCGCCCUGAACCAGAGAAAACCUCAGGCUACGCAGGUACUUUUUGUGAGCACACAGAAUUUCAUCUCUGUAUCGAGUAGUCUUGGGGGAUGUGGGUGCAAGAAAGUGGACAUCCCUUCUAAGUAUAUAAGGUCUUAUUGGGUGGGAAGUGUCAGCUGGUCACCUGGAGGGCUUUUUUUAGCCUGCAUGUUGAAAAGAGGCUCUCUUCUUAUGGUGGUUCGUCUUGGGGGGCUUCUCUCUCUGACAAGCUCCGGCUGCAGCGUUGACUUCGGUCCUGCACACUUUCUGCCCUUACACCCUCUGGUCACUUACAGGCCGCCAGUGUCUGUGGGUAAAGGUGAAGCAUCUCUGUCGAGCUCCAGCAUGUCCGUGCGCGACCUCCUGAGGCAGCGGUAUUCUGUGACCUGGCAUCCACGCCUGUUUUAUCUCAUCGUAUCUGAUGGUUACAUGGCCACAGUUAUGAGGGUGUCAGACCGGCCUUCUCCUGCCCUGGUGCUGAAAGCACUCCUGAAGGACAUAUGCAAAGAUCUUGAGGCAACCACCUGCAAACUAGAUCAAUCAAAGGUUCACGUGAAGGCGUGGCUGGACUCUGUUUGUAGCUGGAAUCUGGACAGCAGCUUCGAGGAGCUCAAAGCCACGUUCACACAACGGCCAAGCAUGACAGACUCCAUCAUUUCAGAAGCCACCACUGGAUCUAGGCUGCCGCUCUUCUUGCAGAACCAGUCAGGAUCGGGCGGUACUAUGGAGCUUCUAGCAAGCAUGCAGGCUUUUUUUGAGGAGGAGUCUGAUUUAGAUGGAAUUCCUGCUGGUUCUCACAACCGGGACAGAGGUUGUUUGGAGUUUGCUUCAAUGUUUGAUACUCUCCAUGCCCACAGUAGUGACAAAACCAUUUCAGGGCAAGUUUAUGACCAAGAUGAUGAGGAAAUGGAAAAGAACUCACUUUGUCGUGAAGUUGGGGAGAUCCAUAGUAGGCUGCUAACACUGUGGGCUUUUGGCUUGUCGCUGGGAGAUGCUGUGGAGCACAGAGCUCACAUGUUAAAGCAUUUGCUUUGCUGUGUGGUUCAGUUUGCAGCUUUACUCCACUUGAUGCCCAACUCCACCAGAAGUGGAGAAAGUAAUCCCUUGGCUUUCACUCGCCUCCUGAACCUCAUCAAAGCUCUUUUAUCUUUCCUAUCUUGGGAUAAUAGUCCCUCAGAUGGACCGGAUUGCUUGAAGCUGGUGGUGGAGUUCAGUAAAUGGAUUGUACGUCUUCUGCUGAACCCCCACCCUGACUCCCACCUGACUGGCUCCUGUCGGGUUUCUUCCCACAGUCUGUCCAGAAUCGUUUUUCUUGUUCGGACGAUCUCUGACUCUCUUGACACAACUUACACUUCAGAGCAGAAAGCUGUCUGGUCUUCAGAGGAGGAAUCCACAUCUCAGCCACAGGUCUGGCUUUCAGAUGAAUAUCACAUUACUUUCCUGGAGGAGGAAACGUCUUCUCAAUCUGUUAAAUCAAAACCUUCCAUCAGACUUUUGGGAGUGUGGCAGCUCUUGUAUGAUGUCAUCCAAAAGUACGCUGACGAACUGAAGGCCGUUCAAAGCUGUAAUGGUUUAGAGGAGGAAAAGCAAAAGCUGGCUGUCAUUAUGUCUCAGGUCCAAUCAUCUAUGCAGGAAACAGGAGAAAAGCUGGAGGAGGGCCCUGCACUGCUGAACUGUCAAGGUGAACAUCUCUUCCUGUGUGGCUCCUAUCACAUGAGUGCUCAUACAUGGCGAGUGCAAAUCUGUCAGGAGAUCAACAAAAGCUCUUAUCGCAGUGUCUUUCUACAGACACGGCUUUGUCUGGCCCUCCUUUAUAGUCUGCUGUCACAGUACCACCUGAGAGAAGCACAAGAGAUGGGGGACCACAUGGCCCAGCUGAUUCUGCUCAGAUCUGGACUCCAGAAGACUCAUGUAGCAGCUGAUUCGCUUCCUUGCCGAUGGAUGCCAACUGACCUUCACAGCGACGCGGCCUCUGCGGUGGUUCAAACCCUCGGGAGAUUCAUGGCUUCCUACUUCACCAAUCAGCCUCUCUUCAUUCUGCCUGCUCACAAUGUGGCUGUCCUCCCCCCUCUCCAUCUCCCUCAUGGCCCAAAUGUUGGGCGUUUGGUGCCGCUCUGCCAGGAGGAGGUGGCCAGAGCGGUCCGACAGCAACAUCUGUCAGAAGUUUGGACAGUGGACUAUGCCCAGGAUCUGCUCCUGCUGGGGGGGCUGCUCCCUGAGGCUGUGUGGACGGCGUAUCAUCUGGGAGACUGGAAGACCGCCGUGUCUCUGAGCCUGGCUUACACCAGCUUUGGAUCGGAAAAAUUCAAAUUCAGUCGGCUCAGGAGGAAAGAGUUCCAUCUGCCGAAAGCUUUGACACCAGAGAGCAUUUUUCAGGCUGAGCUGGAGUGUCUUCUCAAAUCGAACUCUCAGGGACACACAAGUAACGACGAUGAGAAAAGCUUUACAGAACCUUUGGAAGGAGAAGACUGGGACUUAUUACAAACUUCCAUACAAGAGAUUCUGAAGGCUUCAGUCAUGGCAGGAGUGAAUGUCAUUUCCAGCUUCCUGUCUUCCCUGAUGGACGCAGCCAAAGACAUGUGCUCCUCUCUGCCUGCUUUGGUGCCUGCUGGGCUGUACCUGCCCUCCCCACCUCUGUACUGCCCACAGCCCUCUCCCAACACACAGGACCGAAAGGGAACAAUGGAGCAACUUCCAGAGGUUGCUUGUCGCCAUAAAGUGUCCGGGAUUCUCCAAAGACUUUUGCUGCUCUUGAGAUCUGGUGGUUGUUGCCAUCCUGCUGCCCAGUGGUACAUCAGUCGGCUGAGCCGUGUCAGACACAUCCUUUACAAGAUCAAAAAGAAGUAUGCAUAUCCCUCUGCUGCGAUGGAGGAGAAGAGUUUUCCAGAGGAGCUGGUGAAGCUGAUAUCUCAUGGUGGACACUUCAAAAGAAGAGCCAAAAAAGAAAAUCAGCUGGGCACCGACACUAUUCAUACUAUUGACUGUUUCAGGGAGCUGUGUGCUUUAUGCUGGAUGCUUCAUGUUAGAGAUCAGCUGUCCAUUCACUGCAGAAGGUAUCAGGUUACCAGACGGCGUGAUGGAGAUGAGCAGUCGGACUUAGAUUCAGUGUGUGUGGACGCUCUCCUCUGGGCCCGGCGUCUUCUGCCCUUCUCUCACUUCCUCAAUGCGGAGGAAAUCCUUCAGGACAUUGUGCUCAGCCUCACCUCGGACCUACCUCCGCUUUCUAUGGUGGCGGACACACUUGUGGAAACCUUCCCAGAGGGGGAGGAGUCUGUCAGCGUACCUCUGAGGGAGAAGUACAACUCUCUGCUGCAGAGACUGACCCAGUGCACCGUUCUUGAUGGAGUUGAAGAGGAAGCUAACGCGCCGAUGAUGAGUUUGAUUCAAAAUAAACUCAGACAAAGAAGGAAACACCUGAAGCGGCUGCAGAGACACCUGGUUCCUCCUGUGCUCCAUUUGUGGGACAAAGAGGAUGACAUAGAGAGUAAAAGCGCCACACCGGGGCAGCCAGCUGUGGGUACCGGCGCCCUCAGUGACUGCGGGUUCCAGUCAGCGUGCAGUGAUGCUGACGCAGUGGACAAAACAUCCAAUGCAAACUUGUCUAAACAGCAUUCCAGAUCCAGAAGCAAAAAGGCAAAGAAGAAAACAGGGAAAAUGAAGAUGGAUGUUAGGACCCGAAGUGCUCAAAGUCAGGAUCUCAGACAAGCCGAGAAGAAGGAGCAUCUACUCCAACCAGCUGUUGGCUCCUGGGAGUUUGAGCUGGAAGACGAGGAGUAUCUGCAUUUUCUGGAGCUCUUUCUUAGUUACGUUUUAGAGAAGGGUAGCAGUCACGGAGUGGACUCUGGCAGUGAGCUACCUUUGCUGAAGAGCUUCUGCUCGGAGCUGAGGGAGAAGGAGCUGCACUCUCUGAGUUUUGAUGUUCUCACCACCAUUCAUCGGCGUCUAAAGGAGAAGCACCAUCCGGAGAGGAAGCACUCGGGGAGUGAUGCUCCGCUGUUCAGAGCUGGAGCUUGCUACAGGCCUCUGAGGGAAAGUCCUGAGCUGCACGCGUCAUCUUUGUGGAGUGAAGCUCCUGUAUCCAGAGACUGUCUCUCUGUCAGUUCUCUUUUUGAUCAGAGAAAUCAAAAACAGAGAGGCCUGUUUGGUCUCCAGAAGCAAAACUCCACGUCUAUUAGGAGGGUGGAUGGAUCAGUUCUUAGUUCUGAGGCGAGCCCUGUUCAGAACACUUCCACAGCAGAUCAGCUCACUGAAAACUUCCCACUUGGUUCUUCAGCAUCUAUCCAGGCUGUCCCCGACUUACAGCAGGGUCUGGAUCCCACACUGGAGGCUCGGUUUCCGACGCUCGGCAGGCUGCUGGAGUGGAUGGUGCGGUGGGCGGACAGAAGAGCGCCGUUUGGACUCCACGACAGAAAGAAGAAGGAAAAGGGGAGCUCAGGAGGAGGAGACGGAGUUAUGAUUCGUGUCAGGGCCUCUGCUCCUGCCGUUCUCACCGCCCUGAGUUUGUUGGAGUUGAAAUACAGCGCAGUGCUGGGGACCGACCGUUACUCCGCCCACAUCCAAGUUCCAGAGGUGCAGCUGACUGUGUCCCCUGUGCUGCAGCCGGGGGCGGAGAGGAAGCUUGAGAGGGAGAGCAGCGUGGAUACGGGCUACCCCGGAUCAGCCCACACGGCUCCAGAUCAGGAUUUACAUCAAGAACACAUCAGCGAUAGUCCUCAUACAGAUGAACCAGAGGAGCUUCCAACAUUUCAGACGAACCCUCCGCCUGCUGACCAGGUUCCUGCCAGUUCACCACAAGUCACCUUUGAUGACUUCAAUCUCACACCUGAAAAAGAAGACAAAGGCUGUGACAGUGACGGUUUGGGCUUGCCAUCAUCCAGUCCCAGAGAAGACGUCACUGCAAACAGCUUUUCUCCUGAAACUAGUUUAAAACUGGCAGACUUGGACUUGUCAGGAAAAGCUGAAGAAGUUCCCAGUUCCUCCUUUUCCUCUGGACGCCCAGAACCACAACCUAGCAGCCUGCCUCAGACUCUACCUGAUUCAGACAGCCCGCAGCGCUCAGACACAGUGACUGAUCCCCCAAAACUCCAGCCUCAAACCCCCACAGCUGAGGAACCCACUGUUGAUUCUGCACCUUUAAGUCAGACGUCCCCCAUGAGACAGCUUCUGGGUCAAGACCUAUUCAGACUGGUUCAGCACAUCAACUACUUGAGUCUGAGGGAGGUUAUUGGAGCUUCAUUUUCCAACUUACAACUUACCCAGCAACCGUCUUCUGUGACCCAGCCUGACAUGACCUGCUUACUCCCUGAUGUAACAUCAUCUGCUGCCAGAUUUAUCCCCGACCGGGAUGCAUCACCUAAUCAAUCUGGAGUCUCUGCAGCAGUUCAGACACCUGUGCCAAAGCCAGGCUUCAAGUUUAAUGAUGCUGGAUGUCAGUUUGCAGCACAGACGGCCAAAGCCUCCUCCGCAGCCAGCCAGCAUCAGCCCGACAUAAAUCCACAGUCCAACGUCUGCAUUAGGGGUGCUGAAUAUCAGGAAAUGCAGCCACUUUCUGUGCAAGCAGAGUCUCCAGAUGUUCAGCAGCUAAUCCCUUCUUCACAGGGACUCCUGGCCACCACCGACACCAAUCACGCCGUUCAGAGCACACCUUUACCCCUGACCUCUCAUGGUGGCGUCCAGAAUGACUCUGCUCCUCCAGUGUUGGGCUUGAGGUUAUUAAAAUUCUCCAGCCCUCUACUGUCCCAACACAAUCCACCUGCACCUCAACCACACCCACGCCCCUCUGCAAACCAGGAAAUUCACACAUCUUUUCAGGCAAAGUCUAAACUUGACUUUAGCAAAGGAAAGGAAGACAGAAAUAAAUUUUCAUCUCCAAUAACACGUCCGUACGAUUCAACUCCCAGGACUUCUCAUCCUCAAAUCUGGCCUUCAGGACAGUCUUCAAGUUCCCCUCAGCUUCCUCCUGCUCAAACACCUUCACCAUUUCAGGGCCUUCGCCUGCUACAGCUCCAGCCACCUCCACAAAACAACAUCACCUUCCCUAAGUUGCCACCUACAUCAUUUUCUAGACCUUCUGCAGCCAUUCCAGUUCCAGUGAUGGAAACCCCUCCCAUCAAGCUUCUGCAGAUUAACUUUGGGCCCAAAGUGAUGGUGCCCCCAUCAGUUCCCUCAACCCACGUGACCCGUCUGAUGUCUAUGAAGGAGCUGCAGAACUCAAGAAUUGGCCAACAGGAAGUGGAAAAAACUCCACUUCAAUUGCUCAGAGUUCAACAAUCUUCGGAAAAGUUGACCACCUCAUCAGGCUGUGCUUCAAACAAAAGGCAUAAAAGAAGAGAGGAAAAGGCAAAGGGAGGAAAAUCUGAGGUCACGUUUAGACCAAAUGAGUCCAUCAUCCCUCCUCAAGAGACUCCAGCCAUGCCUGCAAGUGAGGAACCUGUGAUUGUGGAAAAAAUCCCACCUGAUCAGGACAUCCCAGAACCCUCGGUUGACUCCUUCACUGGUCAGAAAUUGUUGGAUAAGAUCUUUUCCACUUCAGCUGAGCUUCACGCCAUGGCGUCUACAAGUAAGCGUCCGCCGGAGUGUUACGAUGCUUCCACCAACACAGACUCCGAUUGUGCCCUAAAACUUGUGGAUAAAGGUGUAUCUGCACAAGCCUCUGUGAUAACUGCAACAAGUUCAGCAAAUGUCCAGAUUUCUUAUGACGAUCCUUUUCAAGCUGGAGAGCAGGAACCAUUGCAACCAGAGAAACACACUAGUCCACCUGGCCGCCAAUUUCUAAGCGUUUUAGAUUUAAAAGGGGAAGACGGAUCACCACAUUCCGACCCACAAAUGCAAGAUGUUCCCUCCAUUCGGCCUCCCUCGCCCACUUCUUCUCAGCUUCACCUUCUUGCAACCUCCGUCCUCAGGAAGGACUUUCCUGCUGAUCCAUCUGUUCAAGUUCCAGAGGACUGUGUACCGCUCACCACUCCCCCAGAAAUGCCCGAGGUGUCUCCUUCAGAAAGCAACCGGGAUUCUAGAAACUUUUCUGAAAGGGAUACGUCGCAAAACAUGAUGGCGGAUUUGCCUGAAUUAAAGAUCCUCCAAGCCAUAAAGAACCAGAGCGCCAUCCAUCAGAGCGGCUCACCAUCACCCCUCUCAGGGGGGUUCUCCUCACGCCUGUCAGUUCUGGACGCCCAGCUUGCUGCUCUGCAGAACAUCGCAGAUCAUCUGGAGACAGACCUCAUGAAAUCCAGAAUGGUUGUGAAUACUUUGGAAAACCUUUCCUCACCAAAUGUGAAGGCAACAAAGAAAACUGUCAGAAUGUCUCUCCCUCUUCAAGCGUGGCCACAGAGACCUGAUCCAGACCUUUCGGCUGACAUAAAUGCAGCUGAGCUUGAUAAGAAGACCACACAGCAGGUCAAUGAAGACCUGCUUCUCACUGAUGAAGCUGGACCUUCCUCCUUUCACUCGCCACCAGACCACUUUACAGAUCCAGACGAGACAUCUCAUGAGUGGAUGGAUGCUGAUGCUGACCCGAGCCAAUCCGAGUUACUUGAUACAGUCGAAUUGUUAGACGAGCUGCUAAAGGAAGGAUAUUUAUCUCCAACCGACCUUGAUUAUUUUAAAUCUCUGACUCCACAGCACAACGGCAGGCAAGACCUGCAGCAGAGUGACUGGAUGUCAACGGGACGAGCCAUUUCCCCGGAUGACAGGAGUGAGCUGAGGAUGUGGAUGAGAAGGAAACACAGGGAGCAACUGGCUGCAUAUAAGAAACACAGAGCAACUCUGAGGGAGCAGGAACGCAAACCUUACACUGACACUCAAUCCAGGACUAAAGCAGUCUCAUGGAAAACCAGAGGAAACAAACAAAAGCUGCUGGAGCAGUACAACCAGCGCAUGCAGGAGGCUUGGGCUUUGGCAGGUGAAUUCAAUCUUCCUCCCGGAACCCAAGCCAGGGUCCCACGCGCUGAAGGCUCUCAGGUUCUCUCCAAAAAGUGGCCAGCCGCAACACCGCUCAGCAGGCCUCAAAGGGGUCCCAAACAUCUGUCAGGAGAAGCUCUGCCCCACCCACAAACUCCCUGUGUGGAAAGACCGUCUUCAGAGGAUCUCCAAAAACGACUGGGACUUCACCGGCCUGUGACUCUCCUACCAGGGGACCGUCUGUCGCAGGUGACGAGACGCGGCAUGCUCACCAAGACGCCCCCUAAACGUGAGCAGCGAGGAGCUUUUCUGAACCAAACGUACCUCACAGGGGGUGCUGUGGAGAAAAAGAUCCAAGGGGAGCUGCCUAAAGUGGAAGGGAGAAAAGAAGCGGACACUUCAGAACCUCAUAGACCGCAGAGGCUCCAGCAGUCUGAGCUUGUUCUCACAGUGCUCAUGGGUGAGGAGGAGUAUGGUGCCAGUGGAGUUUCGGGGAUGACCUGGCUGGACAAUUUCUCUGAGAGCGCUGACAGCUGCCUCAGUAAAAUAGACUGGGCAGCUGUUGAGAGAAUGGCUGCUGCAGAAGAGGCAGCCAUGGACUCAAAUUCUGUGUCACAAGAAGAAUAAAAUGUCUUGUUAAGUGCCUACACA
Molecule: messenger RNA, 10135 nt
Organism: Oryzias melastigma (Indian medaka)
Lineage: Eukaryota; Metazoa; Chordata; Actinopteri; Beloniformes; Adrianichthyidae
Gene: cplane1
Product: ciliogenesis and planar polarity effector 1
Biological process (GO): cilium assembly
Cellular component (GO): ciliary transition zone
Source: RefSeq, a predicted model, not a curated record